ACAUGUUGAUUGAGUAAUAGUAAGGCAUAAAGGAAGUUUAUUUACCUGUAUGAAUGGCUAAAAAGUUCGUGAUUCUAGAGAUUAUUCGAGAUGACCCCGGAAAAUCUGGCUGGGGCUGGCUCAGCUUUGGGCAUUUCCAGCACUUACAUCCAUCAAGCUCAGGAUGCUCAGCGUGAAUGGCAUCGGAGGAUUGCUCAUCUUUUGCAACAGAGAAAGCUGCCCGAAAUCGGCUGGAGCGAUACCGAUAUCGAAACGCUUUUAUUGGAAUUGGCCCGCAUGGAUUCCAAUAAUUUCCCGGGUAAUUGUGGCGUGGGCGAGCGCGAAUCGCGAAUACAUUCCCAAUUAGUUUACCGCCGUCACUUUGGCCUUGGACACGGUAUCGGUCGAUCCGGGGACUUGUGCGAGGUCCAGCCUAAAGCUGCGGGUUCGAGCACGCUUAAUAAGUUGACCAACGCCCUCGUGCUCGAUGUGAUCCGCCAAAUGGGCGUGCGAUCUUGUCAAGACUGCUUUGUGGUGCCCAUGGCCACGGGUAUGGCCUUAACGUUAUGUCUUUUGGCCUUAAGAAAGCUCCGUCCCCACGCCAAAUACGUCCUUUGGUCGCGCAUCGACCAGAAAUCCUGCUUCAAAAGCAUUCUAUGCGCCGGGUUCACACCCGUGAUCAUCGAACUCGUGUCCAAAGGCGACCAGUUGGACACGAAUUUGACGGAAAUUGACCAAACUAUCCUGAAGUUGGGCCCGGAGAGCAUCGCCUGUAUUCUGACCACGACCUCGUGUUUUGCUCCGAGAGCAGCCGAUGAUCUGGUGGGCGUGGCUAAGCUGGCUCAGAGUCAUGAUGUUCCGCAGCUAGUCAAUAAUGCCUAUGGGAUUCAGAGCUCGAAAUGUAUGCAUUUGAUCGAGGAAAUGGGCAAAAUCCAAAGCAAUCACACCACCUUCGUCCAAAGUACGGACAAGAACUUUCUCGUUCCGGUGGGCGGGGCCAUUGUUGCUGGCUUUGACAAAAGCUGGAUCAAGCAGAUCAGUCAAACGUAUCCAGGACGGGCCUCCUCCACCCCAUCGACGGAUUUGUUCAUCACUCUCAUGAGCUUGGGUAUCCAAGGUUACAAGAAACUCGUCCAAGAAAGGAAAUCACUCUUUCAAGAGCUUAGAACCAAAUUACACCAAGUGGCCGAAAAACAUGGUGAACGGCUCUUGGAAACCAAAGGGAAUCCGAUAUCCAUGGCCGUAACCCUAAGCCGAGUUGUGGACCCGGAUGGACAAGGCAAACAAGUCAGUGCGAUAGGAUCUAUGCUUUUUACGCGCGGCGUUUCGGGCACUCGAGUGAUCACGGGAAAAGAUGAAAAAUCAAUCGAAGGACUACAAUUUUCAGCUUGGGGAAGUCAUUGGAAUGGGACUCAAACGCCGUAUUUAACCGCAGCUGCGGCUAUUGGGAUGACCUCCAAAGAUAUCGAUUUGUUCGUGAAGCGAUUGGAUAAGGUCUUGACUCACGUGAUGGCCCCGAAGACACAUGUAGCUAAUAAAGCGUGUUGAACCCUUGUUGUUGGUUAAUAAAUGUUACCCACCAAAAAGAGGAGAGUGUCCGUUUUUUGAAAAUAUAUUUCUCUGGUCAUAAAGUCUUUAAUCUUGAUCACAUUAUGCUUGCAUUAAACCCAAACCUGAUAUAUCUGACCCGAGAACAAGAAAACAACCUCUUCCAAUCACAGAAUUCCAAUCGUACGUCAUUUGUUGUUCCCCGAUUCUUCAGGCUAAAUAAACUCGAGAGAUUAAAACCAAUUUUCUGACGUUGGGUCAUUUCUAGUCAAAGUGCUGCUUGAAUGGGUAAAAGUGCUCUUUUGCGUAUUUGAAUGAAUGCGUCGGUUGCGGAUUUAUGUCACCGGGUUUUUGGGCCACGGCUCCAAGAAGUCUUUCUCAAGAAUAGCGUCAAUGAUAUCAUUCGUGGGUUUCUCGGUGGACCACGUCUUUUCGCGGUUUCGGU
Tigriopus californicus is the source of this 1972-nucleotide messenger RNA. RefSeq names its product O-phosphoseryl-tRNA(Sec) selenium transferase-like. Gene Ontology annotation, biological process: conversion of seryl-tRNAsec to selenocys-tRNAsec; selenocysteine incorporation. The record is from RefSeq and is a predicted model, not a curated record. Gene Ontology annotation, molecular function: O-phosphoseryl-tRNA(Sec) selenium transferase activity; tRNA binding. Bases 91 to 1527 code for a protein of 478 amino acids. The transcript has 6 exons. NCBI's taxonomy places the organism in Eukaryota, Metazoa, Arthropoda, Copepoda, Harpacticoida, Harpacticidae.